This is a messenger RNA of Spizellomyces punctatus DAOM BR117, 2501 nucleotides long. RefSeq lists its product as uncharacterized. The record is from RefSeq and is a predicted model, not a curated record. Gene Ontology annotation, molecular function: GTPase binding. NCBI's taxonomy places the organism in Eukaryota, Fungi, Chytridiomycota, Chytridiomycetes, Spizellomycetales, Spizellomycetaceae. The transcript is spliced from 3 exons. The annotation marks the transcript as partial.
CAAUGUUCUCGGGGUGGGGAGCUGGUGGUGGAAAAUUGUUUUCUUUCUUGCCAUCAGCCAAAGAAAUCUUCAAGCCGAUGAUAAUGCGUGAUGAGGACAAGGAAACUACAGAUUCUGGUUAUCAUACAAUGUCUGAAGACGGAAGCGUUCGCUCAUCCUGCUCGGAGGACGGUUAUCCGACUCAACCAGCAACUCCAGUGACAACAGUCAACAUUUUGGAGUAUCUCGCAGAUGAAGGCGACGUACUCUCUGACCCUUCUCUCACAGACGAUGAAAAGCGCGAGAAAAUGACUAGUCUCUUUAUUCGGGUGGCGUCCGCUUUGGACGUGGAGAGCAUGAAGAGCUUGCUACAAGGCGAAAAGGGACGAACAGUGUGGAUCGAUGUGGAUUGCAGAGACGAGGAGGGAAAUACGGCGUUAGUCUAUGCCGCGGCUUUGGGAUGCGAUGCAAUGGUGUCUCUACUAUUAAAAAAUGGCGCCAAUGUGAAUGUUUGCGACAAGAACGGUUGGUCACCUCUAUUCUGGGCUUGUACAAACAGCCAAACGUCUACUGCCCGCCUCUUGAUUGAGCACGGCGCCGACAAGAGUCUGCGAUCAAGUUCCGGUAGAUCCAUACGUGACCUUUUAGGCAAAAAAGUAAACGCAGGAAACAGAGGAAUUAUCCGUGUCCUUGAAUGCACAGGUGAUGGCUACAUGGAUGACACUGAAAGUCUAAUGGGAAGUGAAUGGAGCGUCUAUGAUGAUGAGAGCGUGGGAAUCGGGGAAAGCGAGUGGAGCAUGCAACGAGAAGAGGAAGAGCAGAUCCCAUUUGAUUGGUCAGGUUGUCCUUUAGAUCAGAUGCUGGUCUUUGGCUCAGACACCCUCGAUCACAUACUCGAUAUUGCGGUAUUAAAAGUGUGGUUGAUCUGGCUGACCCGACAUCGGCAGAGACAGAAACAAAAGCCAUUCACCGCGGCGAAUAUCCUCUUUUUGUGCGCGCGAUAUGCACAUCAUUAUCACGGGAACGAUCUGGUACAGGAAUUGUUUGGGCGAGCGGUCGAUAAGAUUAUUGAAAUUGUUCGGUCCAAUCGGGACGAUUCAGCCCUCUUGGCUUAUUGGAUAGCCAACAGUCUUCAGCUGCUGUAUUACCUCAAACGUGAUACACACCUCGUUCUCUCGACGCUCAGCACACAAACAACACUGUCCGAGCUCAUUAAUGAGCUGUACAAUAUUUUCAUUCGGGAGAUAGAGUCACGUCUCUUGUCUGUUCUGGAUGCGGCAUUGAUCGACUUUAGUGGCACAGACGACGAGGAUCUGUCGCAUCAACGCCGCAAGCAACCGCGGUCAAAAGGAUCAUCGCGAGGGGUGGUGUUUGAGAAUGCGUUGUUGGGGAAGAUGAGCCGAAGAGGGUGGGAUUGGGACUGGAAAGUCCCAAAUGUAAAUAUUGGGAUAGCUCUUGGAGUGAACGUUGCGGUCGGAGGUGGGGCAUCUGGUGUAUUGUCAUCGACAUCCCCACCCAAGAAGCUCCGACGGCCGCGCCAACCUGCCACAUCACCUGUCGUUGCAAAGUCGACGUUGUCCACCACUCCACCCACCCCGCGCACCGUCACUACCCUUUUAACCCACACCUUACACAUUCUCCAGCAAACUCAAAACCACCCACAUAUCAUCAACAGAACCUUCCAUCAACUCCUCCAUUUUCUCUCCACGACUGUCUUCAAUCAUAUCCUCACGUCACGAACGUCCUCCAAUCCGCUAUCCAAAUCUGGCGCUCUUCAGAUUCGUCUCAACAUAUCACAUCUCCAAGACUGGAUACGGGAUGUGGGACACACAUACAUUCCCUCCAGCAGUGUCUCAUUGGAGCAACGUCUUACUCCGAUUGUGCAGCUAACAAAAAUACUUGGGAUCUUGACAAGUCUAGAGAGCAUUGACGACUUUCUAGAGAUCAAAAGCGUUGUUGUGGAUGGACUGGGAUUUUUGCAACUGCGGCGAGUCAUUGAAGGUUAUCGAUACGAAGUGGGAGAACCUACUAUCGCAACCGAUAUAUCAGAGUACAUUUCUCGCAUGUGCGAAACUCUUGAAAAUGAUGACACCGUUCCUGACGAAGAGACCAUGAAAGGCACAGAUGAAGAAGGAGAAGAGGAACAAGACGGCCUUGCUAACCCCAAACGGGAUCCUUGUAUUGACUUGCUGGAUCCUGGAUUUAUGUUACCCUUCCAAGUUCCAGUUUAUUUGGAUGACGAUGAAGCUGGAGGGUUAGGAUGGGGCAUGGGAAGUCCUUGGAUAGAGCCGGACGUUGUCGGGUUUUUGGAUGAGCAAGGCGUUGGCGAACAGUAUAGUUUAGCUAGUAGUUUUUGUCGUAGUUGAAUUCUUAGUUUUUUUCUUUUUUUUCCUCUUUUCUUGUAUUCUUUUGUAUAGGUCUGUAACUAGCUUUUUGUUACGAUGUAGGCGAUCUAAUAUAGUUUGCACCUCUUUUUUGAUAGUUUGGAAUGUUUGACGGUCGAUAGCAAAUGAGUUUUCUUG